Messenger RNA from Copidosoma floridanum, 1705 nucleotides. RefSeq lists its product as uncharacterized. Lineage: Eukaryota; Metazoa; Arthropoda; Insecta; Hymenoptera; Encyrtidae. The record is from RefSeq and is a predicted model, not a curated record.
UUAGUAGAAUUCAAAAACAAGAGUUUUCAAAAACAUAAAUGACCCGUGCGAUGUUUUAUCACUCACCAGCUCCGAACUGAGCAUCGGAUGAAAACUUUUUUGUGUAAAAAUCAAAGCCAGUAAAAAAAAGGGAAACAAAAUCCGUGCUAUUGUUGCAAUUUUAUAAACGCUUACAAUCAUGCGGGUGAUAUCGCGUGUAGUAUAUACAGUUUCAGGUACAAACAUGUGUCAUACGCUCAACAAUUCGUUAAGUAUAUCGACAACAGCCCAUGAUUUCACUCACACAAUAUUCUUCCGUCAUUAACAUGUUGGGUUUCAUUUGGGUUCUCACGAAAAACUGACUUCUUAUCUCAUACAUCCAACAAAACUGAAAUCUACACUCGUUAUCCAAACCAUUUCGUGCUCAUUGGACUGCCCAUACUACAAUAAUGGUGAAAGCCAAUUUUCCCAGCUUACGGUUACUCGUCACCCAUAACGCCAUUUUCACCCAUUAAAAACGAAUAAAGUGACCAAUUAGCCAGUCGUCGUUGGGUGUAUAAAUUAUGGCGCGGAAAUGUGCUGUACAUCAUUCGACGAGUAUCAGUUCAUUUGGUAACGUCCUGCGUCAAAGUGUGUAGCAGACUCGACACUCGUGAGUUUCAAGGAUCAUCGUCACCAGAAUUUUUACUCGUCUUACAAGAAAAAAGUCGUUGACAUGUAUCACCAGCGACCUCGAUUUGACACGCUGGAGUGCGCAUCUUGGUGGGGACCAACCGAGUCCGCAACGAAAACAACAGGCGUGCCCGAAAAGUCCGGUAACGUGUGUAGGGAGGUCGAUCAGUUGUUUUCCUAUUACCGGGACAAAGAAGACGAGGUAAAAGCCAGUCGUUUCUUGAAUAAAGACCGACUGGAAACGACCAGCAGCAUCAUAAACAUGAAAGUGGUUGUGAAGACCCCUGCCUCUGCUUACGAUCACUAUCGUUGCGAUCCGUGGUGGUACGCGCAGACUAAGUACAAGAUUCACCCUUACGAACAUUUGCAUCGUCAGGUGCAUCCGUUCUACGAGAUAAUCUUUGACGAUUACCAUUUGAAUCUCAAGAUAGCCGCUGAUAAGAAAGGUGAUACCGGAUUCCGAUGCACCUGCAAGGCCAGCCUGUCACCUUUUGAAUUGUGCUUUUGUUUGAAUCCCGACAGACUGGUGAAUCGCCGGCAAAGUCAUGCUAUCUCGCGCAGGUACUGAAAAUUUCCGUACAGAUGUGCCCGAAAGUAACUUGAUUCGAUGUUUUCCGUGUCGAGUGCUUGUACGUUUAAUUUGGUGAAAUUCGUGAUAUACGAAAAUUUUUAUGUGCGUGUCAGUCAAAUCAAGUCUGUUUUCGUCUAUUAACUCUAUUAACGUUUAUUUUAACUUUAUUGACGUUUAUUAAAAAUUAAGCCCAUUAACUAUAUUUUACGAAAAUUCAGACGAAUUGUACAUUGUUUUAUACGCGAAAGAAAUUUUUUAACUUUGUUGUCCAAAAGUUUUUUACAUAACUUUGAUUUUUAUUUGUAUGUAUUUUAUUGACACACGUAUAAGAAGAAAAAAUUUUUAUAAAGUGUAAAUGUAUGAUCGUGUGCAGAAUUUGACAAUAGAAAGACAGACUCGUGUAAUCCAGGGACCUCUGGAUUCGAUACUCCAUCUAUAUUCUGUAUACAUCUAUGUAUAUAACCACAACAAUAUUAUGUGAAA